Messenger RNA from Bursaphelenchus xylophilus (pine wood nematode), 1165 nucleotides. The record is from the annotation of a GenBank genome assembly. Lineage: Eukaryota; Metazoa; Nematoda; Chromadorea; Rhabditida; Aphelenchoididae.
AUGCUGCCUUUUGCUCACGCUAUUACUUUGGGACUAGUAGCUUCAAGUGGAUGUUAUUCCCAUGACAAAACGUUGAGCUCUCUUGUUACUGAUGACGAGUGGAAUGUCACCUGGAUCCAAGUCAAGGUUUUUGACUUUGGGAAGACUGUAGAACUUCCGGAUAAUUGGGUGAAGUUUAUAUUCUCGUCGAACCAGCUAUCUGCGCGACAUAAAAAUCAAUCUGUCUCUAACCAAAACGAGAGUUCUCAAGAUUCUCUAGUUGAUCUUAGGAAAAAUGACAAUCAGCUGCUCCAUUCUUAUGGUGGACCACUGGUCUGGUCUGGAAAUGUGCCUUUUGAACCCGAGAGGCCGACUGAUUUUCGGGGGAUGGUAUUGUUUUACAAUAUCAUUAUGUCCCAUCGCAAACACUGUCUUCAAUUUAUGAAGUCCGAACAGUACAAAUUGCUGAAAGAGUCAAAGUUUGAUGUGCUUGUGAUAGACCAUUUUGUACAGGUAAAAUAGGUAAAUCAACAAUCUUGUCUUUUUAGGGGUGCCUGACAAUUUUAUCUUCGAGUCUGUCGCCUUCAGUUAUUCAAUAUUCAAAUUGGCCGGUUUCUGAUGGGUAUUUGACCUCAAUGAAUGUCCCAUCUUACCCAUCUUAUGUCCCAACUACAGGAACUACGUUCUCUCAUCUAAAGAUGAACUUUUCUGAAAGGCUUAAAAACACAAUCGCCUUUGUUUUUAUCCAAUUUGUCAGAUUGUUUCAGUCCAUUAUUGUUUGGAUCGACUUUAGAAAUUCCGAUUUUACAGUAAGGCCUACUUAAUGGAGAGACGAUUUUAGGCUGGUCUCUUCGACCACGAAGGAAGUCAUCUGCUGUAUACUGUGAGAUCUGAAUUUUUGUUAGAGCCAGUCCGACCAUGGAACAAUAGAAUCAAGCAUUUUGGGUGUUCAACAUGUUCGAAGUAAGUCUAAUAGGACCACUUACAAUUAUACUGAUUGAAUUAUUGUAAGAUCAGACAUUCACACCACUAACGACACCGAGCUGCCGCGUGCGUUAUACAGAUCUCUCUCAAAGAAGUUCAUUUUGGUUACCUUUGGCAGCCUGUCUAAUGUAAGUUUAGUUAUAACUCUUCUUAUUACAACAACAAACAGAAGUAUGUCAUCAUGUCUUCUUUUUUUCCUUGA